Fundulus heteroclitus (mummichog) is the source of this 5632-nucleotide messenger RNA. RefSeq names its product nedd4 binding protein 1 (gene n4bp1). Gene Ontology annotation, biological process: negative regulation of proteasomal ubiquitin-dependent protein catabolic process; negative regulation of protein ubiquitination. The coding region runs from base 337 to 3270 and encodes 977 amino acids. NCBI's taxonomy places the organism in Eukaryota, Metazoa, Chordata, Actinopteri, Cyprinodontiformes, Fundulidae. Gene Ontology annotation, molecular function: RNA binding. Gene Ontology annotation, cellular component: nucleus; PML body. The record is from RefSeq and is a predicted model, not a curated record. The transcript is spliced from 12 exons.
GUUGGUUCGUGGGGUGUGGUCCGAAAUUAGGUUACUUUGAGGGGAGUUUUUUAAUUUUCAUAACCGUACGGCAGAUAAUCAUCUUAGGACGACACUCGGCCCGGGCUGUCGUGCUCUGAUGAGGCCAUCACUGGGACUUUCCGGAUACGUCAGAACGAACUUCCGGCUUGUUUAACGCUAGCCGCUCUCGCCGCGUUCAUAUCGUUAGAGGCGGUUAACGUUGCGUCGCAGCUCCGAGAGAAACGCCGACAGGAGGCCAUGACGACUCCCAGGAGCCGCGAGCAGCGCCCGGAGGUCUGAAUACAGAGGCGCGGUGGUCAGAAGCGACGGGGCGGGAUGUCAACAACUCGGCCUCGACGAGUCACCGAACUAGCGUGCCCGGAGCAGCCGGGCAGCAGGCUCGCCGCGUCGGCCGCCCGGCAGCAAGCAGAGGCCCCCACCGUGGACGAGUUCACGGUCCUGGAGGACAAAGAAGAAGAGCUGAACUGUGCCCGGCCCCGCGUGGAGCAGGUCUUCAAAGUGACGUUCACAAUCAUCGGUCUGCUGGACCACACGGGGCAGCCGCACGGCAGCAAAACAUCCCGGCAGAUAUGGCUGCAGCUCCGGGGGAACAGAGACGACGUGUCGAAGGCGAAGGAGUACGUUAGAGGGCUGUGCGACCCGGAGCUGCAGAAAGAAGAGCGCUAUCCCACGGACAUGCACUGCAUCUUCGCCGGGGCCCGGGGCCUCUUCCUCGACAGGCUCAUACGGGACACCAGCGCCGAGGUUCUGGUGCCGGAGCCGGGCCGUCUGUGGCUGCUGGGCCGAGCUGAGCCCGUGGUGAUGGCUCAGAGCAGAGUUCAGCAGUUUGUCGCACUGUUCCAAGACAAGAAGAGUCUACCAAGUGACCGAGAAUCAGCAGUGAAGCGAGCUUUCAAGUCGUUUGUGGAGGAACGAGACGACAAAUACACCAUGGAGCUGCUGCUGCUGCCCAGCGCCCUGAAGGAGGAGUUACUGGGCCUGGUUCACAGCCCCACCAGCACAAACGCCUCUGCUCCGGAUUCUUGUAGUUUUCAUCCCCACACUCAGGCCAACCCGGCGCUGCUACCCUGCAUGGCAGAGGUCGACCAGGACCGCUCGCAGAGCAGCACUCCGGUGACGGAGCUCUCCAACCGCAUCCUGGACACCAGCUUCGAGGAGAGAAGUGUCUCUGCGGCGUCUGGAGGCGGGAAAGCGGCGGGCGGGGUGGGCUUGGGCCAAGACGCGGUCCUGCUCAACGGCACCCGACCCUCGCACAAGCGGCGCUCAUCCGAGAGCGAGACUCGAGACACAAAGAGGCAGUACUCCCUGGAGCGCAAGGAGGAGUCGCCCGAGAGAACGGCGAGGGAGCGCCCCCGGGACAGGGAGGCCCGGGGGCCCAGCGGCAGCUGCAGGUCCAAAACCCCAUCCGCUUCCUCCACGCUGUCGUCCUCCUACCCGGGGAAGGCGAACACGGUGGCCGGUCCCAUCACUCAGGAGUCCUGCGACGGCGCUGCAGACGACGGAGAGGCCGUCAGCCCGGAAACUAACCUCCGCUGCUUGGUGAAUUUUUUCAGAACCAUGGGCUACCAGCAGGAAGUUGUGGAGCGCGUUGUCAAGGCGACGGGACAGACGGAGGACACCUUCCUCAUCCUGGAGAAGAUAGUCGAAGAAACCAAACGUGGUGAGCAGGACCCCAGGGGAGGAGAGCGAGAGAGGCGAAUGAACUCUGCGCGUGCCUCCGACACGCUCUGCUCCUCCUCCUCGUCCUCCGUGUCCCGUUUCAGGGAUAAGGAGCGGGAGCUGGGGGAGUCUGGGAGGUCCAAGGAGAACAUAAAGCCCAGCCAGCGCGGCGGAAGCAGCAACGGGUUGGGACACCGACGGAAAUGCAGCGGCAGUGAGACGAGCACCCAGCAGGCCAUCACGAUCAAGAGAAGCUCCAGUGCUCAGGGCGGAGCCGGGAACUAUGAGGUAAUCACGAUCGACGACGACGACGACGUUGUCCCCGCUAAUGUGGCCAAAACCGCCGACGGUAGAAUGUCUCGGAUAAUGACAAUGACGCACCCUGACACCGCGCAGUCUGGAUCCCGGACGGACUACCUGGCGCGAGGAGGGGGCGGAGUCACGCAGCGGGAUUACCUGUCGCGGUGCGGCACCCAAACGUUGGGCGGACCGGUGAAGGUGGAGAGCGUGACGGCGCUGCGCAGCACGCCCCAGUGGCCGAGCAACGCCUCCCUGGCGUCGACUCCCAGCUCCGCUCAGCCCAUCAACAGAACAGCGGCCUCUGCCUACCAGACCAUCGGCCACGCGGGCUUUCAGGGCGGCGUGGCCCGGACCCCUCCCACAAACGAUCCCCCGGCGCCACCGGUCACCGGCCUGGCCCGGUUCAACCAGUCGCUGCGGACGCCGUUCACCUUGAAUCUGCCGAACGAGCCGGGGAACCCGGACCUGAGGCACAUCAUCAUAGACGGCAGCAACGUGGCGAUGGCUCACGGCCUUCAUCGCUUCUUCUCGUGCCGCGGCAUCGCCCUGGCCGUGGAGACCUUCUGGAGGCGAGGCCACAGGGAGAUCACGGUGUUCGUUCCACAGUGGCGUCAGAAGAGGGACCGACUUGCUACAGAGCAACACUUCCUGAACCAGCUGGAAGACCUGCGCCUGCUGUCCUUCACCCCCUCCAGGGAAGUCUGCGGCCAGAGAAUAUCCUCGCACGACGACAGGUUCCUGCUCCACCUCGCAGAGAAAACAGACGGCAUAAUCGUGACCAACGACAACCUGCGGGACUUUGUCGACACGUCGGACACCUGGCGGCGCAUCAUCCAGCAGAGGUUGCUUCAGUUCACUUUUGUCGAGGAUCACUUCAUGAUUCCCGACGACCCGCUGGGCAAAGACGGACCCCACCUGGACGACUUCCUGCGCAAAGAGAACUGGAGGGCUUCAGCCUCGCCGCCGCCUCUCCAGCCUCCGGACUUCCGGGCCGCGGCGUCGCAGCAGCAGCAGCCCGUCGCCGCCCAGACCUUUCGGAACCCCGCCUCCCUGAUGGGGCCCCCCGCCGCACACUGGCCCCACUCCGGCCCGCCCGAAUGGCACCCGCCCCGCCGCUCUCCCUCGCCCUCGCCCUCCCCUCCGCCCCAGCGGUCGGCGGGGGAGACGUCGGAGCUGAAGCGGAAGCUGUACGACAUUUUUCCCGACCAGAAGCAGCGGAUCGACCGGAUCCUCAGCGACAACCCGUACAUGAGGGACCUGAACGCCCUGUCGGGGCUCCUGCUGGGCUGACUAAACCCUGGGGGGGGGACUUCAGUCGGUCUGCGUAAGGAUAAUUUAUUUGACCAUCUGCUCCUCGUCGGAGGGAACAGACACAGUUUUAUUAUUUUGCGGAAAGACCGAUCAUUAAACUAGCUGCUAUCUGCAACAAAUCUUUUCCGGGAUCUUUUUUUUGUUUUUUUUUUCUCCUCUUCUUCGUGGGUUUUGCUUCCUGGUCCGUCAAGGUGAGCAGCGCCGGUGUCAGCAGAACUAAAGUUUGAACAGAUUUCUGUAUUUCAUCAAGAAAAAGCAGCUCUUUGUGUGGGAAUGAGUCUCUGCAGCCGGUCAACAGGACUUUCAGCCUCCUCGCCAGGUUUGAAGAGUUUUUCUAAGAUACGGAGGAGUUCAGCGUCAGCGGUGGGAAACGGGAUUCAUAUUUGAGUGUUAAUCUUAAAUGUUGGGAAUCGUACCCUCGUUAAGCUCACAGUACCUUUUAUUUUACAACUGAAGCACAGAAACUAAACAGAGUCUGAGGGUUUUAAAGAUAUUUUCCCCCUCAGUCCAGAAAAAUCAUCCAAAUCAAGACGAGGAAACUGAAUUAAUCUGAAAUGAUUAAACACGACCACUAGGUGGCGAUACAAUUUUCCUGCAGCAACUCUAAAAAAAUAAAGCAAAUUAUUUUCUUUUCACCACAGGACAAAUAAUUGGUCCCCUGUUAACGUUCCUCCUCCUCCUCAUUUUUUUUACACAGAUUUCUGGAUUAGUCUCGUUGUUUCUCACCGAUCUGAUUUCUACGUUUUAAACAUCAGACCGUCAUUGUGAACGCUGUUUAAGAGGGAGUGGUUUAUAAAAACAACCUGGUUGAUAAUUAGUCAGUUUGUAACACAACUGCAAACAGCUCAUAUAAAAACAAGCUGAUGGGACUGGUGCUGAAAUUAUUGUUUUAAAUUAGGCAGAUUGUCAUGUUUAGUGCGUGUUGCACAAAGCGAUGGCCGUCAUCUGCAAAUUAAGCUAGAUUGUUAACUUCAGGUAUACGUUAAAAAGAGGUUAAAUGUUUGUAAAAGUAUGUCAUUAGUAACAAAGUGUGUCCUAGAGGGUCAGAGCAGCUCAGUUACUCAGUUUCUACAGAUUGGCCGUUUUAUUUUGAGGAUGCAGUGACAUCUAGUGGCACAAACUAGGGAUUGCAACAUGCUUUGAAGUAUGUAACAUGAGAUAAGGAAAUGAAUUGGUGACUUCAUUAAAUUUGUUCAUUAUUUUUAGAAGAUUCUAGCGAUAAAAUAUCGUUUCCUGCGAGAAUUUUAAUUUACAAAACAAAAACCUGAAGUAGUGCAUUUCCAGCCGUUUGAUGUUCUUUUACGUCUGAGAACAUUCUGCAAGAAAGUUGACGUUCUAGACUUUACCAAGCACAGACAGAACCAAUAAAAUGUAAUAUUUAAAAAAAAAAAAAAUGAAAAUAAAAAUGAAUUCAUAAAAGCCUGCCUGCCAAAACAUGGUUAUGUGUAAAAAAGAUGCAAACACAGUAAAAAUCAGGCUUUAAACGAAGAUUUUUCUGUUGAUCUAAAGGACAAUAUGAAGGCGGUACAGGAUAUAGUGACACCUAGUGGCACGAACUGCACAUUGCAGCCGCUGUAGAGCUGGUGAGUUAAUCAGGAGGACAACCUCUAGUUAUUUUUACAGGACUCUUCACACAUAAAAAAAAAAAAAUAGAACUCCCAUUGUUACAAAAUACAUCAGAUUUUAAGGAAUACAUAACGACCUGACCCAGCUGUGAACUGUUCACUGAGGAUGCGGCGCUUAAAUUCCCACACAGGGAGCUUUGAUGAGCUCUUAAAAAAAAUGGAAGUCUCUCUUCCUACAUUCAGUUCUGAGAUAUUUGGUGAGUUAUGAUCCUUGGUGGCGGAAGCGACGCAUGAUGGAGACCAACACUACAAUAUUUAUCUUCUGAGUACGUCCUGGACAACGUUCCUUGAGUUCUGAGGUUAUUACUUGCAGUUCUGAGUUACAGUUGUACGUAAAGUGAAAUGCACUGAACACGAGCGCUGAUGGGAGCCAGCGAACGGACGGACGGACGUCGGUUUAAAACUCAAAACUCAGACGCACAGAGACAGAAUGUGGCUGCGGCUUUCAGAUCUCGCGUCCCUCUGAUUUUUGCAGAAUCCAAACCCUUCGUGUGUUUAAACGAAAACGUUCAGCACAUAAACUUCUGUUUUGAUGUUGCGUUGUUGUUCCAAGGGUCACUGAAGGAUUUUUUUUUCUUGUAUUAUAAUUCUUUUGUGUAUAUUGUUUUUUUUUUUUUUUUUUGUGUGUGUAAAUAUUCACAUUUUUGCUUACAGUGCACAUAUGGUUUUAUGUAUGUGGAAAAAUGCAAAAUAAAUGCAGCCUUCCCCAUCAAAGA